Microbotryum saponariae is the source of this 2900-nucleotide messenger RNA. Lineage: Eukaryota; Fungi; Basidiomycota; Microbotryomycetes; Microbotryales; Microbotryaceae. The record is from the annotation of a GenBank genome assembly.
AUGAGUUCUUGGGCCCCUCUCCCCGCGCCUGCAGGGCCUCUGCCGGAAGUACCGACGACUCCACGUUCUUUCCAUAGCGCCAACUCGUGAGUCCAUCCGUACGGUCCUCCCAGCGUCAUUUCCUGUGGUCCUGGCUUCUUAAAGACCCUUCUCGAGUGACCGAAGCGGUUUUUUGACGUCAAUCUCCGAAAUUCGCAGAUACGAUGCGCCAUCAUCUUCGGCCCCGGCAGCAGGCAAUCGAGGCCCCGGCAAGCCAUUGGGGCUAGACCCGUCGAUGCCGCCCUUGACCUUAAGGAUUCGAUCAAGUAGCCGCGAUGCGCUACAGAAUGAUCCUGCAAGUCCGAAAGCGAACGAUGUCAUGGAUCCGUCCUUACGGGUGAAUAGUUCGUCACGUGCGGCGGCACCGUCAUCUGGGCCAGCACUCAUAGUGGGAGCAAGCGCGUUGAACGCUAGUGAGUCCCCUCGAGUUCUUUAGGCGUGCUCGUAGUGAGACUUGGCAAGGAGCCCCCUUCGGUCUUUUCGGUCCGAAAGGUGGCUGGCUAUCAAGAUGCACUCGGACUUUUUAUGAGACUAGCAAUCCAACCAGUCGGGUUUCAUGAUUUUUCAUGUCUUGGGUAGAAGGCAGAGCUAUUGAGCUGACCAAUUUGGACCCCUUGCGGCCACGUUUGCUCGGACAGAAUUGACUGAAGGCGACUCGAGCGGCGACGAGGAUCAUGCUCCGCAUGACGGGGCCCACUGUACCCGCACGGUCACCAACUUGAAUUCACCCUCUACCGCCCCUACCUCCUUCGAUUCAUUCGACAAGGAGAGCGUACUUGCCACGUUGGCGGAGAGGACCUUCCGGGACGAAUAUUCGCCCGUCGCCAACGUUCAGCCAGGCUUGGCGCCGACCGUCGGCAUCGGCGCACCGGCCUACGCCCAUUCGAUCGUCUCGGUCUCGAGCUCGACACGCUUCUCGCAUCUUCCCGACCGACCUCUGAACCCAUCGGAUCCGUGGAAAGGUAGAUCUUCGCAUCCGUUCCCCCCCGCGGCGCUGUCGCCUUUGCAGGCUUCGUUGGCGUUUUCGCUCGCGCGCCUCCUGUCUCGCAAUACGUUCGAUGCCUUCCUUGCAACACCUGCGGGCUUUGCCCAGUUCCACAACUACCUCUCCCGGACCGGAGGAGCCACUGCUGCCGUUUAUGCUCUCGAAUUAUGGAAGGAUCUUGAUACGUUGAAAUCGACAACGAGUCGAAGCGCGAUGGCCGCCAAGGCCAUUCAAGAGGUGCACUUUGCGCCGGAGAACGCCACACUCGCUCCGUUCGCUCCGAGUUUCGCAAGGGACACGGGAGAACAGUUGACGGCGCUGUCGGUCGUCGGGUUAGGGUUGGAGAAGCCGAGUCGCCAUUUGCUUAACACGUUGUACGCGAAUGAGUUCCAUGUAGGUUCGAGGCCAGAAUUGUACGCAUAACCAGCUUCCAAAAGCUGAGCCUCUGUCAUUUUCGACACGAACAGGGUUUCAUCCGACACCGCCUCUUGCAACACACUCGAGCUCAACUCUCAAAAUACGAGCUCACGAACGACGAACGCAGCGGUCUCGGAGACGUCUUUUGCCUCACAAACCCCCGGCUACCAGACGCCCCUAUCGUCCUCGCAUCCCCGGCUUUCUGCGCCUUGACGGGCUACGCCGCGCAUCAAAUCAUCGGUCGCAACUGUCGUUUCUUACAAGGUCAAGCGACGGCACCGGAGAGCGUUCAGGCGAUCCGUACCGCCAUCGACAACGAGGAACCUAUUACGCAACUCUUGCUCAACUACACCGCUUCGGGGGCCCCGUUCUGGAACCUGUUGUGCAUCUUACCCCUUCGGGAUGCGGCGGGGGAAUUGAUGUACUUCAUCGGAGGGCAGACGAACUUGACGGGUGCGAUCGCCGCUGGCUCGGGGGAAGAUUUGUCGUUCGUCUUGUCGUCCGAUGAUACGGAAGGUGGACCUGUCAUUGACCCGGGGUCCUAUACCGACGCUGUCGAGUCCAAUAUCUUUCACGAACAAGGCGGGACCGAACCCUCCGCGCUGAGUCCGAAGGAGUCUAUGGCCCCCAAAUCGCCGAGCACGACCAUCCCGUCUUUCCUACCAUCGCCGAGGAGGAGGUACACGACCGUUGAGCCCGCUGCGCUAUCGACGAUGAUGUCGUGCGAGGACAUGAUGAGUGGCUUUGCGCAACCCGCCGUCACCAAACGCCCUAGCUUCCUCUCCUUGUUCAGUCGGUCGAAAGGAACCGAAGGAUCGGGUUCAUCGAAGAGCAAAAAAGAUCAGCGACAGGUCCCCGCACCGCUCAUCCUCGCUCCUGUUCAAUCUCGAACGUCAACCGUGAGCCCGCUUUCGAGGCCAAUCCCUCGGAAGCGUGCGGCGUCCGUCAAGGAUGUUCGAGUCAAACAACCAGGGAUCGAUGCUUCGAUGGAACAUGGGGCCGCACCGAUCGAGAAGAAGUUGUCGGAUUUCCAGAUGACGUACGAACGAGUCGUCGUUUUACGAGCUGAUAGUGAGUGCUCUCCUCCGCGGGUUUUUACAUUUUCUGCCCCGAAGGCAUUCCUGAUCGCCAAUUUUGCGCUCUCAAAACAGAUCGCAAGAUCCUCUUCGUCACCUCCGGCUUUCUCCGCUACCUCGGCCUACCCGGUGCCUCAUUCCAAGACGUCGACACUUCCAAACUAGUCCACCUCGACCUCCUCAACCUCGUCAAAGCGACAGUGCACGAGCCAGACCAAAAGAAGACACGCCAACGAAUCAAGACCACGAUCGAAGAAGGUGUUUCUGGCUCGUUGAGAUGCGCACUUUCGUUCAGGGGUCCGAAAGUCGAGGGUACGCUUCAUUUGAGUCCGUUGAAGAAUAUGCAGGGGGACGUGAUCUCUUUUGUUGGUGUGUUCGCUUGA